AUGAGACGUUUUAUUUAACUUUCUAGAUUUAGUUAUUAAAAUCUCAGAAAACAAGCCAUUUCAUUAGCAGCUCCUAGGAUAUAAUAGGAUCCAUAAGAAAUGUAUAAGCUUGGGCAUACUAUUAAUGAUGUAGAUGUUAAUAAUUUAACAACAAAAUAAUUUGAAGAUAUUAAAGAUGCCUUAUGGACUCAUGGAGUUAUUUGCAUAAAAAAUUAAAAAUUAACGAUGGACUAAUAAAUAGCUUUCACUCAAAAGUGGGGGAAACUUAUGAUCCUUCCUAUUUAACAAGCAUAUACAAAAAGAGAUCCAAAUUAACCAGCUAUUGUUAGGGUAGGCAAUAUAAAUAUCGAUGGAUCUAUAAAAGAAAAUUGUAGUGAUACUGAAUACUGGCAUAAAGAUGGAGACUUCAAAAAGCCAGGUGAAAAUUUCUUCAUAAGUAUUCUUAUCCCAUAUGAAAUAGCUUAAGUUGGUGGCUAAACAGGUUUUGUUUGCUCAGAAUAAGUAUAUAGAGACUUGCCUGAAAACCUGAAAGAAAUGCUUUAAGAUGCCCAAAUCAUCAUCAGAUCUUAAACAAUUGGCGAUUUUUAGCAUUUCAAAGAAAAUGAACACUAUCCUGAAGCAUUUCACCCAGUCUUUUUAUCUCAUCCUAUAACUGGAAGAAAGAUCUUUAACAUUUGUUAAAAUGUUGAAAACGAUAUACUUUUUAAAGAUGGCACAGUUAAGAGCUCAAAAGAAUUCAUUUCUGAAAUUGAAAAAACUUAUAAAAUAUAUAGCCAUUAAUGGGAAAUGGGUGAUGUUGUAAUUUGGGACAAUAUUAGAGUUAUUCAUAAAAGUAUGGGUGGAUUUGGUAAUAAUAGAAGAUUGCUUAUAAGAACACAAGCAUAAAUCUUAUAUUGA
Molecule: messenger RNA, 897 nt
Organism: Tetrahymena thermophila SB210
Lineage: Eukaryota; Ciliophora; Oligohymenophorea; Hymenostomatida; Tetrahymenidae
Product: taurine catabolism dioxygenase, TauD/TfdA family protein
Exons: 1
Molecular function (GO): oxidoreductase activity
Source: RefSeq, a predicted model, not a curated record